This is a messenger RNA of Hemiscyllium ocellatum (epaulette shark), 3251 nucleotides long. It is a transcript of the gene smpd4, whose product is annotated as sphingomyelin phosphodiesterase 4. NCBI's taxonomy places the organism in Eukaryota, Metazoa, Chordata, Chondrichthyes, Orectolobiformes, Hemiscylliidae. Gene Ontology annotation, molecular function: sphingomyelin phosphodiesterase D activity. The transcript has 19 exons. Gene Ontology annotation, biological process: glycerophospholipid catabolic process; sphingomyelin catabolic process; ceramide biosynthetic process. The record is from RefSeq and is a predicted model, not a curated record. Bases 104 to 2596 code for a protein of 830 amino acids.
GCGCGGCGGCUUGAAGCUGGCGAGUGGUUCUGGAGUGUGGCGGGGGUUGUUUGGGCGGGUGUGUGGCCGCUUAUCGCAGCGGGAUACCCUCUGCGGGGAAGGCAUGGCGGCCCUGCCCUUACAGCAGCCCAGCUACCUGCUGGCUCUUCUAAAAGCAGAUGGUACGAAUAAGCCUCUAUUUCAGAGAUGUCAUGAAUUAUCCAAAGCGAUAGAAGAUUAUUCACCCAAGGAGCUCCAUUUGAUUUUCCCCUGGCUAAUGGAGAGUGUGUUUGGCAACCCAGAUGGAACUGUUCCUGGUUGGAACUUGCGAUAUUUGCAGGGUCGUUUGAAUCCAAGUGAAUACGCUGCUGUGGUUGAUUUUUUAGAUCCCAGUGGCCCAAUGAUGAAGUUAGUUUACAAACUUCAGGCUGAAGAUUUUAAGUAUGAAUUCCCACUCUCAUAUCUUCCUGGUCCUGUGAAAGCUUCAAUCCAAGAAGGUGUUUUACCUGAUUUUCCACUGUAUCAUAACAAGCUGCAGUUUCCUCUGUCAGGAAUGACCAACCUCAGUCUCUCACUCAAUCCCUUUGAAUACUAUUUCUUCAAUUUUGCUAUGCACCUCACCACACCGCGGAAUUGUUCAUCCGGUCAGCUCUUCAGCACCUCAGACAGUGCCUAUUUUGUCAUAGUGGACAGGUACCUGAAAUACUUUCUCCCUACAGAGGGGAAUGUGCCACCAUCACCAGUUCUGAAUGCAUGUGGAACAGUUUCUCCCCCAACACCAAGAACACCAAGUGUACCAUUCACGUCCUAUGGUGGGCCCCACACCAGCCUACUGAAACGUCACAUUUCACAUCAGCCUUCUGUGAAUACAGACCCAGCUGCUCAGGAAAUCUGGAGAUCUGAAACACUGCUUCAGAUUUUCAUUGAAAUGUGGCUUCACCAUUAUUCACUGGAAUUAUAUCAGAAAAUGCAGUCUCCCCAUGUCAAGUUGGAAGUGCUACAGUACCGCCUCGGUAUUUGCAGUACUCAGUACAACUCUGCAUCACCACUGCCUGGCCAUGGCACCUUCCACACUUACCAAGAACCCUUCACUCCAACAGAGGAGCAUGUGCUCAUGGUGAGGCUACUGGUCAAGCAUCUCCACUGUUUCUCCAAUAGCCUAAAACCAGAGCAAGCCUUGCCUUCACCUUCAACUCAUUCUCACACUGCGAGUCCACUGGAGGAAUUCAAGAGAGCUGUGAUUUCAUGCUUUCUUCAGCAGAAGUUGUAUGUGUUCCUGCAACAAUGUUUCAGUCACUGGCCUCUGGAUGCCUCCUUUAGAGCGGUUUUGGAAACGUGGUUGAGCUAUCUGCAGCCAUGGAGGUAUGCCGGAGAUAAACCAUUCAGCCUGAUUGAUUCUAUGGAUCGCAGCAUACCAGACAAAUGGGCACCCUUUGUGCAGGACAACCUGCUGAUGUUCACAAAACUCUUCCAAGGUUUUUUGAAUCGAGCAUUGCGCACUGACCUUGUCAGUCCCAAGAAUGCACUGAUGGUGUAUCGAGUGGCCAAAGUGUACAGUCAGCCCAACCUUGCUGAAAUGAUCAAGGAAGCUGAGCGCUUGUUCAUGGAGCCUGAUCCAAUGCAUCGCCCGAGGCAGCAUCGUGUAUAUACGUCUCCUGGCUUCAGCAGCACCUACAUGUCCUCAUGGCAUUCCCCAAUGGCGGAUACAGCCUUCAGAGUCAAGAGUCAUGUGUACAAUUUGGAGGGGCAGGACUGUGUGUACAAGCAGAUGUUUGGGUCCGAAGUCAGGAAUCUGGUUCUGAAACUGGCCCAUUUAAUAGCACAGGCCAAGCAGACAGCAAAAUCAAUCUCUGAUCAUACAGCUGAGCAAUCGACAGGCCAGUCGCUCAUGUCCUUAUUGGGCCUGACCACCUAUGAUUUCAACACCUCAACUUACGGAGGCAGUGACCUGGAUGACUUGGGACCUGAUGAGAUACGGAAAACUGAUGAGUACCUUGAAAGAUCACUGGAGUACUUGUGUUUAGUGUUCAAGUUCAGCACCCCACACCUGACAUCUCUGGCAAUGAAUGUGGGAGCAGCUACAGAUGAAAAUGGAAGGCACCAGAUGCCCGACUGUAUUCAGGGCGAGAAUGGGCUGACCUUGACCCAACUGGGCAGGUACCAGAUUAUAAAUGGACUCCGACGGUUUGAGAUAGAGUAUCAGGGAGACCCUGAGCUGCAACCAAUUCGCAGCUAUGAGAGUGGCCUGUUAGUACGUCUACUGUUCCAGAUAUCAUCUGCCAUCAACCAGCGGUUUGCUGGUGAAAUGGAGGCCCUGUGUCAGCGGGACAGUAUAAUGGGAAAACUGGCUCGUUAUUACCUGACCUACCCAGAGCUGAGUCGGAGGAUAAAGUCAGGUCCCGUGACAUGCCGCACCUUCCAACAGCAACGUCCACGGCUCAGCCUGCGUUUUCUGGCUAGUUAUCGCACGCUGUUCUCUCUCUUCAUUUGUAUGGUUAUUGGUGCCACACUCAACCUGAAUCCCUUAGCUUCUUUUCUCUUGAUCGUGACCUUCUGGUUUCUCUGUGGGAUUGUAUGGGCUCUCUGUACAGAUCAAACAAAACCUCACCAGGCAUGAAAAGUAAAGGAGUCAGCUGUUUCUAUUUUUUUUAUCAUCUUCAGAAAACGAUUUGUUUCAAUUGUAAAAAUUAAAACCAAUUUUUAAAUCAGAUACCAAUACCUAUGUUUUAAAAAUAUUUUUUUAAUUAUUUAGUGUUACUGUCUGAGCUGUUAACUAUAGAGUUAUUUUUACAGAUGACUAUGUACCUUUCUCUUGUUAUAUGAUGUCCCCUCAGUAUUGCCCAUGACGUGUGGUGGUGAGGUUUUGCCAGAAGAAACAUCAAUUGAGCCAAUGCCCUGGGUCUGGUUUGUUAGACUCUGCAGUCUGUACUGGGAUUUAAUUUGCAGCUCUGGGAGUGUGCUUUAGUUACAAGACUGGCUCAUUUCUCAUGUUUGUUGCUGCAACCAUUGGAGAAUGGAUUGUCUUGUACCCACUAGCACCAGCAUGGAACUGAGCUGAAGUGAGACCAAGUACCAUGAAAUGGUCAUCCAUCUGAAAGUUUAAAGCAGGCCCUAGGACUGAUCACUUCAAACUAAGGAAAUAUUGGCAAUGCAGGGAUUGCUGUUGUCAAAAAUUGAACUUGUUCCUGAGUGUGCAUUCUGCUGUAUGAUGUGAAAAUUACAAUUACAGAACUGAUAAUACCAAAAUAAACACAGAUAAUGGAAAUAUUGAA